Cynara cardunculus var. scolymus (artichoke) is the source of this 1497-nucleotide messenger RNA. RefSeq names its product putative UDP-glucuronate:xylan alpha-glucuronosyltransferase 3. The transcript has 2 exons. Gene Ontology annotation, molecular function: glycosyltransferase activity. Lineage: Eukaryota; Viridiplantae; Streptophyta; Magnoliopsida; Asterales; Asteraceae. Bases 1 to 1497 code for a protein of 498 amino acids. Gene Ontology annotation, biological process: xylan biosynthetic process. The record is from RefSeq and is a predicted model, not a curated record.
AUGAUACCAAGUGCUGAGCAUAUUUCUCUCCACCUUGAUUUUGUUGCAAAAAACAUAACAUGGGAAGAUCUAUAUCCUGAGUGGAUUGAUGAGGAAGAAGAAUUUAAGGUUCCUGUAUGUCCUACAUUGCCCAAUAUUCAAGCUCCUCGGACACCAAGGAUUGAUCUAAUAGCUGUAAAGCUUCCAUGUUUAAGGACAAGGGACUGGUCCAGAGAUGUGGCUCGUUUGCACUUGCAACUCGCAGCUGCAAGACUUGCUGCCAAAUCUAAAGGGUAUCAUCCAGUGAGAGUGCUUCUAGUGACCAACUGUUUCCCCAUUCCAAAUCUUUUUACGUGCAAAGAGCUUGUUGUACGUAGUGAUAAUGUUUGGCUAUAUGAACCCAAUCUCAACAUGCUGAGGGAGAAAGUGCAGCUUCCAGUUGGGUCAUGUGAACUUGCAGUUCCUCUCAAGGCCAAAGAUUAUCGGUACUCAGGGAACCCAAAACGAGAAGCUUAUGCAACAAUUCUGCACUCGGCUCAUGUUUACGUAUGUGGGGCAAUUGCAGUUGCCCAGAGCAUUCGCAUGUCUGGCUCAACACGAGACCUAGUCAUACUUGUGGAUAGCACAAUAAGUGACUACCACCGUGGCGGCCUCGAGGAGGCAGGCUGGAAAGUCCAUACAAUCGAAAGGAUCCGAAACCCGAAAGCCGAACGAGAUGCCUACAAUGAAUGGAACUAUAGCAAGUUCCGUCUCUGGCAGUUAACCAAUUACGACAAAAUCAUAUUCAUCGAUGCUGAUUUACUCAUUCUCCGAAACAUCGAUUUCCUCUUCGAAAUGCCGGAAAUAACCGCAACCGGAAACAAUGCCACCCUUUUCAACUCCGGUGUGAUGGUCGUCGAACCAUCGAAUUGUACAUUCAAACUGUUGAUGGAUCACAUCAACGAAAUCGAAUCAUAUAACGGCGGAGAUCAAGGGUACUUGAACGAGAUCUUCACGUGGUGGCAUCGCAUCCCAAAACACAUGAAUUUCUUGAAGCAUUUUUGGGAAGGCGACGAAGAAGAAAAAAAGGAGAUGAAAACACGGUUAUUUGGAGCGGACCCACCGGUUCUAUAUGUACUUCACUAUCUCGGGCUAAAGCCAUGGUUAUGUUUCCGGGACUAUGACUGCAACUGGAAUGUGGCUAAGAUCCAGGAGUUUGCGAGCGACGUGGCACACGCGAGGUGGUGGACCGUUCACGAUGCUAUGCCAGAAAAUCUGCAUAAAUAUUGCUUGUUAAGAUCGAAGCAAAAGGCGGCAUUGGAAUGGGAUCGAAGGGAAGCCGAGAAAGGGAACUAUUCCGAUGGACAUUGGAAGAUUAAGAUCAACGAUUCACGUUUGACGACUUGUUUCGAGGAAUUUUGCUUCUGGGAGAGUAUGCUGUGGCAUUGGGGUGAAACGAACUGGACAGACAAUGCGACCACCGCUGCCGCCCUGGCUCCGCCAAUCACCGCCGCUACGGGGUUGUUGCCGGCGUUGUAG